CAGAGACUGCAGACAUAGUACAGGAGAUGACCAGAGACUGCAGACAUACUACAGGAGAUGACCAGACUACAAACACAGUACAGGAGAUGACCAGAGACUGUGGACGUACUACAGGAGAUGACCAGAGACUGUGGACGUACUACAGGAGAUGACCAGAGACUGUGGACGUACUACAGGAGAUGACCAGAGACUGCAGACCUUUGGGGAGCGGGUACCCGAUUCUGCUGCGAUCACCCAGGCGAUCGGAAGCUAAAGUUGUUGUUCCCCCCCCUGUAGUCUUCUGGGACACAUGACAGG
Molecule: messenger RNA, 297 nt
Organism: Staurois parvus
Lineage: Eukaryota; Metazoa; Chordata; Amphibia; Anura; Ranidae
Source: the annotation of a GenBank genome assembly